CGGGCCGCGGCGUCCACUCUACCAGGCUUUUUUCACGAGAGCGCGGCUCGCGACGGUUUCGCGACGGUUUCGUUCCUCGCAGCAAAGCCAAGGCCGAGGAGGUCAUCACGGAGCUCUACGGCUUCAAGGAGGAGGGCAUGGAGGUGCUCUUCAAGCCGACGAAGGCGAGCGAGGUGCCGAUCCGCCACGACUACGACCAGGCCGUGUCCUACUUCGUGGGCGCCGCGGCGGCGGGCGACGACAUUGGGAUCAAGGAGGACAAGGGCUUCGCCAUCAACCCCUGGACGGUACGGUGCGGCGUCGAAACACGUAUCCGCGCCUCACGGUGCGCGCGCAGGCGGUGCGCUUCGAGAACAGCAAGACGAUCCUGAAUGCCGAUUCUGCCACAGCGAUGGGCGAAUAUUACUUCACGACGCUCGAGGGCACGGUCGCGAAGGUCGAGUACACGUUCCAGUACAAGCGCGGCGCGGACGGCAACCUCAAGAUCGUCGUCCACCACUCGUCCCUGCCGUACUCGCCCUGA
Messenger RNA from Pelagomonas calceolata, 523 nucleotides. The record is from the annotation of a GenBank genome assembly. NCBI's taxonomy places the organism in Eukaryota, Pelagophyceae, Pelagomonadales, Pelagomonadaceae.